This is a messenger RNA of Malassezia vespertilionis, 1041 nucleotides long. RefSeq lists its product as uncharacterized. The transcript is spliced from 3 exons. Lineage: Eukaryota; Fungi; Basidiomycota; Malasseziomycetes; Malasseziales; Malasseziaceae. The coding region runs from base 1 to 1041 and encodes 346 amino acids. The record is from RefSeq and is a predicted model, not a curated record.
AUGGAGCACGGCAAAGUCGACGGAGUCGAGAGCGACUGCGGGGCGUCCGAUCUAGAUACUUUUGACGUGCUGGAGGAUUACCAGAUAGACAAGAAUGAUGCGUACGCAAGCUCUGAGCGUGGCGCGCCGCCGCCCUACUCUGAUUUGCACGAUGCAUUCGAGCAACUACUACACCAAUCGUCCGUGAUCAUGGUCCGGAAUGGCCUAAAACCUUUGGGCAACUACUUUGUAAAUGUAGUCAUGGGGCUGUACACCCCCGAUGGACGCAGACUCGGCACCAUGUCGUGUGAUCCUAUUGAAAAGCGCAAGUUUUACAACCCAGCGAACUAUUGCAUCCAUGUGGCAGGUCCAGAUGGCGAGGUCCUGCUCAAGAUAAAACGGCCCGGGCUGCACGUUGCUUUUGUAUAUGGGCCGGACGGGCACUGUAUCGGCUCCGUCACGAGAAGUUUGAGCAUUCCGCCAGCAUACGAAUUGCGCGCUACGGCACCGGAGACGGGCCGCCUCUCAGAGACGCAUUUUGGCGUGAUAAAAAAGAGCCUCAUGGCAAGACAGACGUAUCCCAUGACGUACCGAAAUGGCAGCGUAUGUGCUUCAUUUCAGUCCGUGCAAUUGAGCUGGAAACACAAACUUACCGAGUCGGGCGUGUUUCUCGUGCGCCUGGACGAGACACAAGUACCUUGCCCAUUGCGCAUACACACCAAGCUAGAAGAAGAUAAUCUCGAAACUGGGAAACCGAUUUUUGUGAACAACUGCAAGCCACUACCCCUCGGUCCCCACGCACACAAGCUAACGCCGCACGAGCGAAUAAUCAUGCUUUGUGCCGUUUAUUUUAUUGAUUGUAUGUACAAUGGCACUAUUGACCUCAGCUUCCGGCUCGAGCGUGCGCAUGUGUUUCAGGAGCGCCUGAUUCAAAUGCAGGCGGAAGAUUCGAAGCGUGCGCGCGAGGCAGGGAAAGGCGGGUCGAAUGGGCCGAGCUUGGGCCUGAUCAACACAGAAACAGGCGAGAUCAAUACCAAUGGCGCAAACCAAGCGAAGCAAUAG